Molecule: messenger RNA, 2595 nt
Organism: Chara braunii
Lineage: Eukaryota; Viridiplantae; Streptophyta; Charophyceae; Charales; Characeae
Source: the annotation of a GenBank genome assembly
AGCUUGUUCCACUUUCUCACUUCAGGCUUGCUGGGGAAUCUGCGAGCGACCCACCUUCCUCUGCAUCUUCUUCAUCGCGCCCAUUAACUUGGCCAUGCCACCGAGGGGAGGGGUGAGACCGCUGCUCCGAGGUGACUCAUCUCUGCCUCAUCUCGCAGCUGCAUUUGACUGCCAUUCCGGUCAUAUGCAUCCGGGUCACAACACACCGCUGUCUUACCUCGCAGCUGCUUCCGCACUGUCGGCGCAUUACUAUAAUUAGGCAUCUUCGACCUCUCUGCUCCCACGGAUCCGACCGGUUCGCUCAAGCUCUCGCCCGUUUCCACUCCUCGGAAGAGAGAGUGUAGGAGGAGCAGCAGGAGGAGCAGGAGAAGAGAAGAAACACGAAGACAGGAAGACAAGGGGGAGAGGAGGAAGAAGAAGAGAGAGGGUAAGGAAAGAGCACAGGAGACUAUCUCGGGGAAAGAGAGCGAUGGAGCGUAGGAGACAACUGGGCACGCUGUCGCCUCUGGCACGGGGUCAGGUGAUGGCAUUCGUGGUGGGGUCCAUUGUGUUGAGUUUGGCAUCCAUGCCUCAGGUUCGCGCGGGCAAGGGAGGAGAGGGAGGAGGAGAUGCCCUGGCCGAGCUGAGGAGCUUCUUCGGACCGGAGGGGGGCCGGUCUCUGCGGAGCGACAUGAACCCAGAACGGCGGUUGAGAGCGGCUAUGGCCGACGGCACAACAAGUCUAUACGAGCUGACCGCAGACGUUACGCUCACGAGCUCUCUUCCUCCCUUGAGCAAAGACUUCGCUGUGACGGGAAAGUGCGCAGGCAGGCGCUGUGUGAUCAACGGCGGGGGCAAGUUCCGCGGCUUCGUCGCUCAGUCUGCGUCUCUGUCGCUGUCUGGCCUGGAUCUGGUGGGGAUGAAGACAGUCGGAAAGGGCGUGAACGCGUUCGAGUACGACACCAGCGGCGGAGCCGUCUACGUGAGGGACGGGGUCCUCACGGUGAAGAACUGCGUGUUUCGCCGGAACAAGGCGAAGAAGGCCAUGGGCGGCGGCGCCAUAGCCAUGCUAGACACGCGCUUCCUCAUCUCCGACAGCGAGCUCACGGGCAACAGCGUGGACGGAUCGGGAGGCGCCAUCGCCGCGUGGAGCAACAGCUACGGCGAGCUCAGGCGGACCAAGCUGUCGGGCAACAAGGCGGGCUAUUACGGAGGCGCGGCGAACUUCAGAGAAGCCGGCGCCAAGAUCACGGAGUGCGAAUUCUCGGGCAACCACGCGGGAAAGAACGGAGGAGCGCUGUUGCUGAGCGAAGCAGGCGGCACCGUCAUAGCCAGCUCACGCUUCGAACGCAACUCCGCUCCCAAGGGGCUGGGAGGUGCCCUUCGCGUUAUCGCCAAUGAUGACGGGCCUACAGUGUGCGCCUCCACGACCUUCACCAACAACUCAGCCAAGGACAAGACCACCAGCGACACCUCCGUCGAAGGGGGCGAGACAACCUUCUGCCCCGCACCUCCCGCCCCGGGCCCAUCCGCCUGUUCCGCGUGCAAAUAACCAAGUUUUAAUUCAGUUUAACUCUCUCUCCCUCUGUCUCUCUCUCUCUCUGAGACUCUCUCUCUCCCUGCGACUCUCUCUCUCUCUCUCUCUCUCUCUCUCUCUCUCUCUCUCUCUCUCUCUCUCUCUCUCUCUCUCUCUCUCUCUUCGUCUGUGUGCUUUGAAUAAGUUAGAAAAAAAAGCUACGGACGAGGAGCUACCAUACCAGAUGUUGUCUACUAUUCGGAUGGUGCUCACGCGUGGGGAGGGCUCGAACUUGAGACGUCUGGGAGAUCCGGCAGAAAGGCUUUUUUUUUUUUUUCCGACCAAAGAUCCAGCAGACGACACGAAUAGCCACUGGAACAUGAGAGGGACACUUGGUCGCGGAGGCUGCACGUGUUCGCAGAGGCAUUAUCCACAACAGAGAUCACGUGAACGUGAGCGUUGAGCACCGGCAUUGUGUUUUAUCUUUCAUCUUUUGUUUUCCUGUUUGUUUCGGAGUAUCGUUUGCGAGUUUGUGUUUCGGAUUUUUAUCUUGUUUUCGAAUUUACUAUUCUAUCACACCUAUCUGCUGCUUUUGUUGAAACACGCGCUUUCCUUUUAAGGAAUUUUGAAGACGUACCAGACACGCAUUUUGGCUGAAGGGUGAUAUCUAAGGAGAAUGACGUAGACGAUCAGUACGUACACGAGAAAAUGGAGACGACAUUGUGGCAGACGGAUCUGACCGUAAUAGCGAGCACAUUCAUGGGUGUACAGGCAUAGUACGUAGAUGAUUGAGAGGAAUAGGACAGUUCCUUCCGUAGGACGACGCAUGCCUACAACGACGGGCGGCAAGGCGGAGAGCCUCUCGUUUUGGCAGUAGUACUCCUUACGAGUGCACCUUCCUCUGAUGAGUCCGCCAGUGGACUAGACGAAACUAGUUGGAGGAUUCUACUUUGCCUCGAACAUGGGAAGUAGAAGCUAUGAUGUUGCACGAGUGUUAAGCUUACGCUUGAGGGUGAACGCUGCAUGAUGUGGGAGCUCUCUGGGCCAUUUUGAAAACUUUUAUGCAGUUCUGUGCGUUUCCUUUCGACUCUUGAGACUCU